GAGCUGUGGGGGCGUGUCUCCGUGCAGAUAGUGCAGCCGGACUGACGCCGCGGCUGUGCGUUAUUGAAUUAAAUUCCUUUUUUAUGUGGCAUUAAUUGUACUUCGCACACGACGAAAUUAAGUUUAUUUGUUUGUAUAACGUAUUAACUUAUUUUUUUCCUUUAUUAGAAUUUAAUUAAGCCAUUUUAACAUUAUUUAAUAUUUAAGAGCUAGUGAAAGAUUCUAGGCCUUGAACGGGCGGCGGUGAUCGAUUUUAACAAUAGCCGACAAUCACUGAGACUAAAGCCGCACAUUGCUUGCAUGAGAGUCGGUGUCAGAAGCUCGGCUUUAUUACAGCAGUAAAUAAACAAAGGACAAAGGAACCGCAGCAGGCCGGAUGGUGGCGGGUGUUUGAGGGAUUUGCAGAUCACAUAUGGACGAUUUCUGAUUGUUUUUCUGGGCAGACUUAAACAAUAGAAAAUGUCUAACGGUGCAGCGGGAAGCGGGGGUUUAACCUGGGUGACCCUUUUUGACAAGAACAAUGGUUCGAAGAAAGAGGAGGUGAAUGGCCGAGGAGAUUCCGGAAAGAGUGAGGCGGUGAAGAAAGAAAGUUCAAAGAAGAUGUCAGUGGAGAGGAUCUAUCAGAAGAAGACUCAACUUGAACACAUCCUCCUCCGUCCAGACACUUACAUCGGUUCUGUGGAACCUGUCACUCAGCAAAUGUGGGUUUUUGAUGAGGACAUCGGAAUGAACUUGAGGGAAAUAACUUACGUCCCUGGACUGUAUAAAAUCUUUGAUGAGAUUCUUGUCAAUGCAGCUGAUAACAAACAAAGAGACAAGAACAUGACCACCAUCAAAAUUAACCUUGACCCAGAUUCCAACACCAUAUCUGUGUGGAAUAACGGGAAGGGAAUUCCUGUGGUGGAACACAAAGAUGAGAAGAUGUUUGUGCCUGCACUGAUCUUUGGACACCUUCUCACCUCCAGCAACUAUGAUGACAAUGAAAAGAAAGUCACAGGUGGGAGAAAUGGAUAUGGUGCUAAACUCUGCAACAUAUUCAGCACAAAGUUUACAGUGGAGACGGCCUGCAAAGAGUACAAACGCAGCUUCAAACAGACAUGGCAAGAGAACAUGGCAAAGACUAAUGAUGCAAAGAUUAAGUUUUUUGACGGUGAAGAUUUCACAUGUGUUACAUUCCAACCUGACCUGGCCAAAUUUAAAAUGGAGAAACUGGACAAGGACAUCUUGGCUCUGCUAACCCGCAGGGCGUAUGAUGUUGCCGGCUCCUGCAGGGGUGUUAAAGUCAUGCUCAAUGGAAAGAAACUACCCGUAAAUGGGUUCCGGAGUUACGUGGACCUGUAUGUGAAGGAUAAACUGGACGAGACAGGGGUCGCUCUGAAGGUGGUAAAUGAAACUGUGAAUGAGCGCUGGGAAGUUUGUCUCACCAUGAGCGAGAAGGGAUUUCAGCAGAUCAGCUUUGUCAACAGCAUUGCCACCACCAAGGGUGGAAGACAUGUUGACUAUGUUGUGGACCAAAUAGUGGCAAAACUGAUUGAAGUCGUCAAGAAGAAGAACAAAGCUGGAGUCUCAGUGAAACCAUUCCAGGUUAAAAACCAUGUGUGGGUAUUUGUGAACGCCCUGAUCGAAAACCCAACUUUUGAUUCCCAGACCAAGGAAAACAUGACCCUUCAGACCAAAAGCUUUGGCUCCAAAUGUGUUCUCUCUGAGAAAUUCGUCAGAGCUGCCACAAACUGUGGGAUUGUGGAGAGCAUACUGAACUGGGUAAAGUUUAAGGCUCAGACACAGCUAAACAAGAAAUGUUCCUCUGUCAAACACAGCAAGAUUAAAGGAAUCCCUAAACUGGAUGACGCCAAUGAUGCUGGUGGUAAGCACUCUUCUGAUUGUACCCUAAUCCUGACUGAAGGAGAUUCGGCCAAGUCUCUGGCUGUAUCUGGUUUAGGAGUGAUUGGGCGAGAUCGAUAUGGAGUGUUCCCUCUCAGGGGAAAGAUUCUCAAUGUGAGGGAGGCCACACACAAACAGAUCAUGGAGAAUGCAGAAAUCAACAACAUCAUUAAGAUUGUAGGUCUUCAGUACAAGAAGAGCUAUGAAGAUCCAGAGUCUCUGAAGAGUUUACGCUACGGAAAAAUUAUGAUCAUGACCGAUCAGGAUCAAGAUGGCUCUCACAUCAAGGGUCUACUCAUUAACUUCUUCCAUCACAACUGGCCGUCUUUGCUCAAGCACACCUUCCUGGAGGAGUUCAUCACACCCAUUGUUAAGGCCAAUAAGAACAAGCAACAGGUGGCGUUUUACAGCAUCCCAGAGUUCGAAGAAUGGAAGAAACAUACUGAAAAUUAUAAAACGUGGCACAUAAAGUACUACAAAGGUUUGGGUACCAGCACAAGCAAAGAAGCAAAGGAGUAUUUUGCCGACAUGGAGAGGCAUCGAAUUAUGUUCAAGUACAAUGGCACUGAAGAUGAUGCUGCCAUUACGCUGGCGUUCAGCAAGAAGAAGACAGAUGACAGGAAAGAGUGGCUGACUAAUUUCAUGGAGGACAGACGGCAGAGGAGAAUGCACGGACUGCCAGAGCAAUACCUGUAUGGCACCAUGACACAACACCUUUCCUACAAUGACUUCAUCAACAAAGAACUGAUUCUUUUCUCAAACUCAGACAACGAGAGAUCCAUUCCUUCACUUGUUGAUGGUCUGAAGCCAGGUCAGAGGAAGGUCUUGUUCACUUGUAUGAAGAGAAAUGACAAGAGGGAAGUUAAGGUGGCCCAGCUGGCCGGAUCCGUGGCUGAGAUGUCUGCAUACCAUCAUGGCGAACAAGCUCUGAUGAUGACCAUCGUGAAUCUAGCCCAGAACUUUGUGGGCAGCAACAACAUCAAUAUUCUUCAGCCGCUUGGUCAGUUUGGUACCCGUAUCAAUGGUGGUAAAGAUGCUGCCAGCCCACGUUACAUUUUCACUAUGCUCAGCCCACUGGCCAAACUGCUGUUUCCCGCUGUGGACUCCAGUCUGCUGAAGUUCUUGUAUGAUGACAACCAAAAGGUGGAGCCAGAGUGGUACAUUCCCAUAAUACCUAUGGUGCUGGUGAACGGAGCCGAGGGCAUCGGGACUGGCUGGGCCUGCAAGAUCCCCAACUAUGACCCACGAGAGAUUGUCAACAACAUCAACCGUAUGCUUAACCACCAGGAACCCCUGCCCAUUCUGCCUAGCUACAAGAACUUUAAAGGCAUUAUUCAUGAACUGGGACAAAACCAGUAUUUGGUCAGUGGGGAAGUGUCCGUCCUGGACAAAAACACAAUUGAGAUUACCGAACUUCCUGUUCGUACCUGGACUCAGGCAUAUAAGGAGUCUGUUCUAGAGCCCAUGCUUCAAGGAACAGACAAAACACCUCCUUUGAUCUCUGACUAUAAAGAGUAUCACACCGACAGCACAGUAAAGUUUGUGGUGCGUAUGACAGAGGAGAAGUUGGCACAGGCCGAGGCAGCCGGUCUUCACAAGGUCUUCAAACUGCAGUCUUCUCUCACAUGCAACUCCAUGGUGCUGUUUGAUCACAUGGGCUGUCUGAAGCGCUAUGACUCCGUGCAGGACAUCUUGAAGGAGUUUUUUGAACUACGCCUGCACUAUUAUAAGCUAAGGAAAGACUGGCUGAUAGGAAGUCUGGGUGCUGAAUCAGCCAAACUCUCUAACCAGGCUCGAUUUGUGCUGGAAAAGAUUGAAGGGAAAAUUUCAAUCGAGAACAAGUCAAAGAGAGAUUUGAUCCGAAUGCUUGUGCAGAAGGGAUAUGAAUCGGACCCUGUCGCGGCAUGGAAUAAAGCCCAGGAGAAGUCAUUGGAGGAUGAGGAUGGUGGCGGUAAUGACAGUGACAGCUCAGUGGACUCUGGAUCAUCCUCCGGGCCUAAUUUUAACUACAUUUUGAACAUGCCACUGUGGUGUUUGACCAAGGAGAAGGUGGAUGAGCUUCUCAGACAGAGAGACCUUAAGAAAGGAGAAUUGAAUGAACUUCAGAGAAAGAAUUCAGAGGAUCUUUGGAGAGAAGAUCUUGCCGUCUUCAUAGAGGAGCUGGACCGUCUGGAGGAGCAGGAGAGGGAGAGCGCGAACUCUGGAAAUGCUGUGAAGCUAGUGAAGGGGAAGGUGGGCAAACCCAAAGUAAAGAAAAUGCAUUUGGAGGAAACUCAACCCUCUCCGUACGGCCGCAGGAUAGAGCCACAGGUCACACAGGCCAUGAAAGCUGACGCUUCCAAGAAACUCACCAAGAAAAAGAAGGGGGCUGAAGUGGAUCCAGCUGUGAAGUUGGAGUUUGAUGAGGACAGCGCGCUUGGCUCAAACGGAGGAACCACAGAAAAUUCCCUAAUUUCACCAUCUGGCCUGCCCAACCCAGUAGCAAAACCCAAAGCCCCGCGUGUGAAGAGAGAGAACAAGGAACCUGGUGCUCCAAGACAAAGAAAGCCUGCUGGUGUUAAAGGUCCAGCUAAGAAAGUGAAAAAGAGGAACCCAUGGUCAGACGAUAAUGAAAGUGAUGAAGAAAAAUCUGACAUUGAGCUGGAUGUAAAUGAACCUGUCAUUCCCAGAGAUACCACAUCCAGGAGAGCAUCAGCGGUGAAGGCCAAGUACACAUUUGACUUCUCUGAGGAGGAAGAUGCAGAUGAUGAUGAGGAACAAGAAAAUGAUGCUCCAAGCUCUCCGGUUCAAUCAUACAGACCAACUCCCACAGAGCAAAACAAUAAUGUUGAUGAAGAUGAUGGUGAUGAUGAUGAUGAUGAUGAUAUAUUCCCUCCAAAAACAACAUUAACUCCGACUGCUUCACCAGUGAAGAAACCAACAAAGAGUGUGUUCUCAUCCAAAACUGCCUAUGCUGACAAGAGCAGCGGUGACGAAGUGAAGUCAGACAGCGACGAUGACCGGGCUCCAGUCUUCUCAUCAUAUUCCAGCAGUUCUGCAUUUGAGAAACCAUCACCUAAGAAAGCUAAGAAACCUACAGAUGCAGCACCUAAACAAAAGAAAACUUCAGCAAAAGCCAAAAGGCCCAAUCCAGCCACCUGGGACUCAGACUCAGAAGCAACUGCUAAAAAAGCACCAGCAACCCCAAAGGCAGCCAGCAAAGGACGUGGCAGGAAGAGGAAACAGUCCAGCUCAGAAGAGGAUACUUUUAAUCCAGUGAAGAAGACAGGAAAACCUACCACAAGCAGGAAAAUGAAGAAAGCAUCUGACGAUGAAGAUGUCGAUGCAGGCACGAACAGCUUCUCCCGAUUAGACUCGAGCAGAGAUCGGUCUGGUCGAGCUAAGAAGGAGGUUAAAUACUUUGAUGAAUCUGAUAAUGACGAAGACGAUGACAUGUUUGACUAGAAAACACCUUCGCACACUCAGUCCAGGGGCCUCAUUUAUAAAGCCUGCGUACGGACAGAUUUAAUCGUAGAGCAAAAACCCACAGCAACGAUUUGUAAAACGGUCUUUGGCGUGGAAAAGUGCUUAGCGCAACGUCAAGGCCUGAUUGUUUGUCUGAUUGCUGCAGGUUUUUGAAAAUACAAGAUAUUAUUGCUCCUGGAAAAGGAUUUAAACAUUGACGGGUGCUCUUUUAUAUGUCAAUGACAUUAAUUCGGCAAGCUGCGCACAAUUUCAAGAUCAUUUGCGAUUAAAAGUUUUACAUCUGAAAGUGAGGCGUACACGCGUCUUCGGUGCGUUCGUUCUAUGAAUCACACGUACACGCUUUUGAGAAAUGAUCGUAAUUUAAGACUGUUUCUACGCAGCAUUUUAUAAAUAAGGCCCCAGAAACAUGCUUGUUGAAGUUACCUGUCCUCUGCCCAGCAGAACUUUUGUACAUUUCCUCUCCAUUUUAUUAUUUUUUUUAUUGUGAUGUUCAAUUCUUUCUACUGUGUAGCUGUUUUACUCUUUUUCUUAUUGUUAUUAUUAUUGUUGGUAUUAUUGUUAUGAUACAUUUACAGUUUUUUUAUCAUUGAAAUGUAUCUGUCUUGAGCAGCUUUUAGAUGUUUAGGCCACUGUGCUUCAGCACCUUUUAAUGAUCUUAAACUAGAGGUGAUUUACCUUUUUGAGACGACUUGGAAAUAAACAUGAAAUGUAAAUUA
This is a messenger RNA of Misgurnus anguillicaudatus (oriental weatherfish), 6062 nucleotides long. It is a transcript of the gene top2b, whose product is annotated as DNA topoisomerase II beta. NCBI's taxonomy places the organism in Eukaryota, Metazoa, Chordata, Actinopteri, Cypriniformes, Cobitidae. Gene Ontology annotation, biological process: resolution of meiotic recombination intermediates; sister chromatid segregation; DNA topological change. The record is from RefSeq and is a predicted model, not a curated record. Gene Ontology annotation, molecular function: DNA topoisomerase type II (double strand cut, ATP-hydrolyzing) activity; DNA binding; ATP binding. Gene Ontology annotation, cellular component: nucleus.